Messenger RNA from Alnus glutinosa, 1903 nucleotides. RefSeq lists its product as uncharacterized. The record is from RefSeq and is a predicted model, not a curated record. The transcript has a single exon. The coding region runs from base 437 to 1600 and encodes 387 amino acids. NCBI's taxonomy places the organism in Eukaryota, Viridiplantae, Streptophyta, Magnoliopsida, Fagales, Betulaceae.
AUGUGGGAGUCUUUUUUUGCUCUAAAUAAUUAGAGAGGGAGUUUUAUUGGAGAGUGGCAUUGAUGGUACAGAUGCAUGCAGUACUGGAAUAUAUGAAUAAGUUUGUUCACUGAUUUACUCCAUUUGCUGUUGCCUUCCCUUCCCUACACACAAUAAUGCCUUGGGGAGGUAGUGCUUUCUUGCGUCACUCUUUUUUCUUCCUAACACUGUUUUGUGAAAGAAAACGUAAAGGUGACGCCUCCGUGCCUUCUAUCACUCCAGAUGUCACAGCACCUUGACUCUUGAAAUCUAAAAUAUUCACAGUUUGUUUCCUCUCAGUUAUAGCUUCACCAUUUUUGAAGCAAAGAAUUUGAUCAUCGAUCUUUCUGGUACUGAUCAUAGGCUUUUUUACCUCACGCAACUUUGCCGCUUGUUCAUUUCAAGAUUGAAGAGAGCAAUGAAGGAGAGAGGCAAAGCUGUGGAAGCAUUCAACAACAACGACAUGGAGUAUUAUUCUUCUUCAUCGGAUCUUCCAUGCAAGAAGCACCCAUCUUCAUCCUCUGGUGGAAUAUGCGCUUAUUGUCUUAAAGACCGCCUGAUCAAGCUGGUCUGCUCUGACUGUGGAGAGCAGCGUCUCUCUUCCUGCUCUUGCUCUGAGAUCUCUUCCACUCGCAAUUCAUGCACUGUCGAGGUGGGAAGUGUCGGUCGGGUCUCUUUCCUAAUAGAGAAUGAAAGGCACGAAGUUUCACAAUCACAUUCCAAGCCAAAAGCCCAAGACAAAGCAGAGGAAGUUGUUCUGCUCAAGAGGAGCAGCAGUAGCUGCGUUGAGAUUAAAAAAAGUGGGUUUUGGAGAAUUGGGAGAUUGUUUAGGAAGAAAAGAGAGAAGAAUUGUGAGAGAUCGAGUGUUGGUGGUGGGUGUGAUGAGAAAAGUGAUCUGUGGAUGGUUGAUUACAUGGGUGUGUCUCGGUCCAGGUCUCUCUGUAGUUUCAGGGGCGGUUGGUUGUUUGGGUCAGAGGAUGGUGGGGAUCACUUGGUUGUAUCAGGUGCCAGGAGUUCUAUUUCUGCAGCCAGGAGUUCUGGUGUCAAUGGCGGCCUAUUUUUAGAUUCAGGGAGAAGAAGUGGGUUCAGUGAGGCAGAGCCAAGAAAAAGUGGCUUUGAUGGUGAAAAGAAAGAUAGUCAACUGGAAUCUGAAAAAGGUGCUGAUCCCAAGGGUGUGAAGAAGGGUAGUCUUCUGGAGCAUGAUAGACGUGUUUUCUCACUCAAAGAGAGUGAUUUCAACGGUAUAGAUGAUUCGGGCUUUAUUGACUUGAAGCUUGAUUACUCAUCGGAAUCAAAGCAGGAGUUCUCUGCUGCGAAAAUGGCUGUGUUACCAGAUCCAGACUCAGCUUUUGGUAGCAUGAGAGAGGGACCAAAAAGGGCGCAUGAAUGUGGAGGUUCGUUUGGGAAUUUCACUGGGGAUGGGAGUUUCAGUAAUCGGGGUUCCUGUAGAAUCACGGUGAAUGAGAGAGGGAUCAAAAGGGGCAGGAAAAGUAUUAAGGGUUGGCGAUGGAUUUUCAAGCAGCAUACUAGCUGGGGAAGUGCAAGGAAGAAGGAUGAAGAUGAUUUUAUGUUCAAAACCUGAUAUAUGAUGAGCAAAUGUCAAAUUCUUGACAGAAAAAGUUAUCUUUUUGUGAAGAGCAAAUGUCAAAUUCUUAAUUCUGUUUUUUAUGCCUUUUAGAAGGGAGUCAGUCCCUGUCUUUAGUCUCUUCUGUUCGUAGUUUAUGUUAAUCUGGUAAAUGUUAAUAACAAGUAGCUCAGAUUAAAUGCCUGAUGUGUUUGCUUCUGUCUACUGGGCAACACAAACAAAAAGAGUUUAGGAAAUAUUUGAUAUGCGGAAUAGGUCACUUUAAUGGAAGUUCUAUUCUACUGUUCGAUUUCUUUUUUA